This is a messenger RNA of Drosophila miranda, 1265 nucleotides long. RefSeq lists its product as uncharacterized. The record is from RefSeq and is a predicted model, not a curated record. The transcript has 3 exons. Lineage: Eukaryota; Metazoa; Arthropoda; Insecta; Diptera; Drosophilidae. Bases 135 to 698 code for a protein of 187 amino acids.
GGAAAUAUUUCAAAUGUUUACAAAUGUUUGAUUUGAGGUUAAUAAUUUUCAUCAUUUGAUGAUAAAUACACUCAGCACUCCAACAACACGAAAUCGCAAAACAAAUUUGUUACUUUUCGCGUAAAUAUUUAGAAAUGGGAUACCCGGGUUGCGAUUACCACAUGUUUUGGGAGUUUUCAUCAACGACAUGGAAUGGCCUCACAACUGCCUUAGACGGAAAUUUGCAGGUGAUAUUUUUGUAUAUGCUCGCAGUCGGUUUCAUGGAGCUAAUAUACAACUAUAAGCAGAUUUACCUUUUGUUAACCAUGGAGGAUAUUUCAGAGGUCUCCUGGCCCCAGACAAAUUGGUUUACCGUAAGCGACAAGAUGCUGCAUCACUGCUGGAUCGCUAGCAGCUUGGCAAUGGUCGCUUUAUGGAACUAUCUUCUAUAUGCCUUUCUUUGGGUCAAGCCGGAGUUCCUCUAUCGAUGGCAGGUAAUGUACGGAACCACGAUUAUAGCCGAUGUCGUGUGCUUGGCCCGUGCUCGCUGGGCGAUCCGCUCUGGCGUUUGGGUCGCCUAUCUGUUGCCCCUCUGGCAUAUCUUCUGUGUGAACAGCUUGCGGACUUACACAGAGCAGCAGGUCAUCAAUAACGACAGCACUUACUUCUACACAAGACUGUUCCACAUUCCAUCAUUCCUAUUGCAGCUGGUUCGCUGAUUCCCGCUUUUCGAUGGCUCCAUUCUCCAAAUUCAAACUUUCUUUGAUUUUGUUGAGCACCUUUUGGAAAAGUACAGAAAUCAAAUUGUUCAGUUUGCGUUUAAACUAAAGCUGUAGACCAAAAUGGUUGCAUGGUCUGUUUCCACGUUGCACGGCCAGUUAUUCGGCGGCAUUCUUCAAGCCUCGUUGGAGAUAGUCCAAAAAAACAUAUACUCAUAUAUAUAUGUGGGGCAUUUACAUGACUGCCUGAUGUGUGGGUGUUUUGCGUGUAAGCGCUGACUAAGCCAACUCAUGCAAGUUGGGUUUCUGUGAAUGGAUUUACGUGGAAGGUACAUGGAAGGACAACACCACAUGUGCAGCUGCAACAACUUGUGUGGCCAACGUGUUGAAACUAAAAGGAUUUUAAAAGCCACCAAAAGUGACGGGAAAGUUGAUCUACACCAAUGAGAUGGGGCUAUAUCCGGACUACGUUAUGCACCAGGGAAGACUUCCAAACAACAUCAAUCAUGGGUCUAUCUUUUGUAGACUAAACCUGAGCCUCUAUUAAAAGUACCUUCAAAGUCUUAA